AACUCAGAGGUGGCGUGGAAGAAACAUCUACAGCGGCCACGAGCCGAGCCUGCUGUCUCCCCAUCUUCUUACUCACAUUUACCAUCUGAAGUGGAGGUUUGGUGCAUCAGAAAUAAUCACAGACGGCUUGAGUUACUAAUCUGCGUCGAAAAGCGUGGGAAAAGCACAUCGCUGCCAUCUUGGUGAGGAAGAGAGCGGUUAGCAUCCAGGCAGAGGGACGUUGCUGGAACAGAAAUUAAUCUGAAACAAACAUGGACCUCGAUCUCUUGUGUGCCAAGAAACACUGUGGACCAAAUAGAAGAGCUGCUCUGCAUGCUCUGAGAAGGAAGCGGUGGUACGAGAAACAUCAGCGGUAUGUUGACCAUGCUGUUCAGGCCACAAGAGCCGCUUCCAAAAACAGGGAAAUGACUGAAGUGAACAACAUGAUAAAGGGCAUCAAACUGGAAGAUGACAUGUCCGAGGUGUCAGGCAAUCUCUACAAGUCUGAAAACCAGGAGGUGGAGCAGGUCGAAUUUGUUGAGGAUGAGCUGCUGGCAGAGCUGGAGAGACUUAAAAAAACUCUGGAUGAGAGCCUCUUGGAGGCCAGCAGAAAAGAGGACAAAGUCUAUCCUUCUCCAGUGUUGUCCUCGGCUUCACCUUCUCAUCCUGGCGCUAUGGAAGAAGAUGAGGGAGAAAGCGAGGGUGAGGAUGGGGUUCAAGACGGGGCUGAAGACAAGGAUGAGGAUGACGAUGACGAUGAAGAGGACUUGGAGUACCUUCGCCGUUGGGCGAGUGAAUCCUUGUAAUCCCAACAUCAGGCUCAAGUCGCCGGCUGUUAAAACUAGGAGGAAAGCACAGGACAGAAUAAACAAAAAUCUGUUCAUUCUGUUCUUCAUGAGCCUUUUAUCUUUCCCCUGAAUGUUUGACCAAUUCUGGCCUCUUAGGUGAAGUGAUUUCAAAUCCUUGAUCUGAUGUUUUUAGAUGUAUUUUAGCUUUUUAAUGCGCCAUAAUCCCGGCAACUACUCAUAAAUCCUGCGCUGAUGGAACUGGAUGCAUUAGUUGCAAUUGUAAACUUGUAAAGUUGAUUCUCAUGUUCAGUGUUGAUGCUCAUCCGUUUUUGUCGGCUUUCUUACUCAAGAGUCGUUGUUUCAGGUAUUUUGUCAAGAAAUAAAAGCCAUGACUUGA
Messenger RNA from Poecilia latipinna (sailfin molly), 1164 nucleotides. RefSeq names its product charged multivesicular body protein 4b-like. The transcript has 5 exons. The coding region runs from base 252 to 785 and encodes 177 amino acids. Lineage: Eukaryota; Metazoa; Chordata; Actinopteri; Cyprinodontiformes; Poeciliidae. The record is from RefSeq and is a predicted model, not a curated record.